AUGAAUGGUCUCUGUGCUGCACUCAUGAAGCCGCCCAUGGUUUGGUUCGUGCCGCCUGCUGGACGGCUUCGGAGAGCGCCCGGCUGGACUCGGGUCGCAGCAAGUGCAACGUCGCACCACCGAAGUGAGCAACUGCAAAGGUGGCGAAGACACCGGCACGACGCUCUAGGCUUGAAAGCGCUGCGUGCCUCUGCAGAUGAAACAGCACCAAUGCCUUGGGAUGCAAGCAAAAGCGGUGUCAUUCCGUACCAGAAACCGCCGAAGGAAAUUCAAGCGUUGGUGGACGCUGACCUUGAUCCCGUCUUAGCCCUGUCGCCAGGAGAAGAGAUUCGCUACAUAUUGGAGCUUAAGCGACCUCCACGCUCUCCUAUUCGGAACUUUGCCCUGGAGGAACUGCGACUGGCUGGCAUCCGAUUCUACCCGGCAACCUACACUCCUGCGCGUAUGACGUUCUUCUGUGGAAUCGGUGUUCGCGAGCUGGACGCUCCCGACCGGACGGCAUGGUCAUUUACUGGACUUGCCUCCGGACAACUCGAUAUAGGCUACGUCAAGUGGUCACCAGAUGGGGCACAGGUCGCGUUCUGCACCUUUGAUCGAGAGCGUGGCUUGGACCUCUGGUUGGCCGACAUCGCCACGCGCUCCGCGCGUUGUCUGCUGCAGAGUGGUAUCAGCCUCGCACGUGAACUUGGAAUAGAGCGUCAACAGACAACAGAUAUCACGCAACCGGCCUUACCCGAGCGACUCCGACUGAACGGUAUCGUUUCCGACCCAUUUGCGUGGUGCGGAAACACCGGAUACCUCCUGGUGAACCUCGCCGUCUACGACGAGGCACAGGACCAAACGGCGGAUCCGCUGAAGACACAACGUUGGCAGCAAGCGAAGCGUCCGACAGUUCCCCUCGGACCCACAGUUCAGGUCUAUGAAGCGGGUCGAGCUGCACCUGCGCGAACCAUUCCGGACCUUCUUCGCGACGAGUUCGACAUGGAGAUCUUCGAGCUGUACACCACGACUCAGCUGGCACUUUUGGACACACGUACCGGCCGAAUGCACAGCAUUGGUGGCGCUGGCGUCUUUCGAUACGCGUCUCCUUCUCCAGAUGGCAAAUACCUGUUGGUGGAACGAAUUGAACGGCCCUAUAGUACGAGCGUACCAGCGUCGCGCUUUCCGCGGACAGUCGAGAUCUACGACCUAGUGCACAGGGCUCUUACACGAACUGUUGCCCAUAUUCCGGCACAGGAGCACGUACCACUCGCGUUUGAUGCGACGGUAAGCGGUCCCAGAGCGUUUGGCUGGCGCCAAGACGAUGUCCAACGUGCAACCCUGGUCUGGGUAGAGGCACAGGAUCAGGGCGACCCAGAGCAACAAGUAUCGGUUCGUGACGUCGUCUACUGCCUCCGGGCACCGUUUAGUGACACAGAGGAGCGACCGCGUCCCCUUAUUGCCCUAGCAAAGCGCUUUGGUGGCAUCACAUGGGGUGACAAUACCACCGCGGUUGUCUCGGAGACGUGGUACAAGUCGCGCUCGAUUCGCACAUACCUCUUCGAGCCGGCUGCGUCAUUGGGAGGCGAGUCAGCACCAUCGAUUAGCGAGCCGACGCAGCUGCAGUGCUUGUUCGAUAUACCCGACUGGGAAGAUGCGUAUCGCAACCCUGGCAAUCUGGUUGUGAAGGCGACGCCCUCAGGCAAACUCGUCUUACAUCUCGUGGGUCCCCGCCGGCGUCAAGUCCUGCUCACUGGCAGUGGGGCAUCCGACCAGGGUAAUAGGCCAUUUCUCGACCUCCUGGACUUGGACACUCGAGCGCGAUGGCGCUUGUGGCAGUCUGCACCACCGUACCUCGAGUACUUUCUGAAGGUUUUGGAGCCACGGUCUUCGGAGCGGGUCCCGCGUCGCUUGCUGAUCUCGCGAGAGAGCCCAACAGAGCCCUCGAACUGCUACAUCAUUGAGUGCAUGGAUCCUGUGCCGUUACCGUCUGGCGUGUCUAUGGAUGCGUGGACGGCACACACGGACCAAGCACUCAGCUCGGAUAACGGCCAGCAGGAGUCGCCAGUGGACCAAGCGCAAGGCAACGGAGACGUGGCCCAUGAUCAUCACCAUGCAGUGCGUAGACGCUGGCGGCAGCUGCGGCAAGUCACGUGGUUCCCACACCCGGCACCAUCGCUUGCCUCGGUGCAGCGACAACUGGUACGCUACGAACGCAGCACCGACCAGGUACGAUUGAGCGCAUCGCUCUAUCUCCCGCCAGGCUAUGACAAAACCCGCGAUGGGCCGUUGCCGUUCUUUGUGUGGGCGUACCCGCGUGAGUUUCUCUCAGCGGACUCUGCUGGACAGUUGCGGGACUCACCCUACGGUUUUACACACCUGGCGAGGGUACCACUGUAUUGGUUGACCCAGGGAUUCGGGAUCCUGGAGGGUCCCAGCAUGCCCAUCAUCGGCCCCAGCGGGGAGGAUGCGAACGACACCUUUAUCGAGCAGUUGGUUGCUUCCGCCCGGGCCGCGGUAGCAUUUCUGGUGUCGAACGGUUACGCUGAUCCACAACGGAUCGCUAUCGGUGGUCACAGCUAUGGGGCGUUUAUGGCAGCGAACCUGUUAUGUCAUGCCCCGGAUCUAUUUCGUUGCGGGAUCGCGCGCAGCGGUGCCUACAACCGCACACUGACCCCGUUUGGCUUCCAGAAUGAGCAACGAACGCUCUGGCAAGCACGCGAUGUUUACGUGCGCAUGUCGCCGUACCUGUAUGCAAACCAGAUCCAAGCCCCGUUGCUCUUGAUUCACGGCGAGGAUGACGAUAAUCCCGGAACGUAUCCACUUCAAAGCGAGCGCUUUUUUCAAGCGCUGAAGGGUCAGGGCAAAAUCGCUCGGCUGGUGUUGUUGCCGCUCGAAUCGCAUUCCUACCAAGCACGCGAGAGUGUUCUACACGUACUCGCUGAAAUGGAUGCCUGGUUGAAGCGUUGGUGUGCCCCAGCGGCAUCCUCGUACACGUCAAUGUCGCCAGCGAGCAUACCGACAGAGAUGAAUACCCACAAUACUGCCGCUGCGGAUGCCGGUCUGGGGCUUUCGCGCACACCAACAGUGCCGACGCAUCACGAAGGUGAUACCCAAGGCCCCGGGACCUUGUGA
Messenger RNA from Cyanidioschyzon merolae strain 10D, 3114 nucleotides. Its product is annotated as probable dipeptidyl aminopeptidase. Bases 1 to 3114 code for a protein of 1037 amino acids. Gene Ontology annotation, molecular function: serine-type endopeptidase activity. Lineage: Eukaryota; Rhodophyta; Bangiophyceae; Cyanidiales; Cyanidiaceae. The record is from RefSeq and is a predicted model, not a curated record. The transcript has a single exon. Gene Ontology annotation, biological process: proteolysis.